Molecule: messenger RNA, 413 nt
Organism: Ilex paraguariensis (yerba mate)
Lineage: Eukaryota; Viridiplantae; Streptophyta; Magnoliopsida; Aquifoliales; Aquifoliaceae
Source: the annotation of a GenBank genome assembly
AGGUUGCUUGUGGUAGGAGGCCAGUCAAGUCAAAGGCACCUUCUGAAGAGGUGGUACUUGUGGAAUGGGUACUGGAUUGUUGGAGGAAAGGGGAAAUUUUGAAGACUGCGGAUCCCAAAUUAAAGGGUGAAUUCGAGGUGAAGGAAAUGGAAUUGGUCUUGAAGGUUGGAUUACUUUGUUCACAUCCUGUGGCAACAGCUAGGCCAAUCAUAUCUCAAGUUCUGCAAUACUUGAAUGGCCACACUUCAAUACCCGAAAAUUUGGACGGUCUUCUUUCGAUUCAGGAGCUGAAUGCUGUCAUGUUAAAACAUUCUGUUUCUGAAACAAAAAGUUCUACACCCUUUCUUACAAUCACUGAAAGUGUUUACAGGCCGUUGAUCGCGAUGAAAACUUCACCAAGCUGUAUAUUAUAG